Molecule: messenger RNA, 282 nt
Organism: Cooperia oncophora
Lineage: Eukaryota; Metazoa; Nematoda; Chromadorea; Rhabditida; Trichostrongylidae
Source: the annotation of a GenBank genome assembly
AUGCUGAAUUUAUAUUUAGACAGAGCGUAUCGCGGUAGUGUUCGGAGUGUUUCUACUCCUGGGCCGGCACGGAUUUCGAAAAGGGCGACGAGUAGUGUCUCGGACGAAAGCGUGGUAACAUCACGUGCAAUGUCAACGCCUAAUAAACCUAUUACUGAUCUCACUUUUGCUGAUCUAAAUUUAUCUGCAAUUCAAGGCGAUGCAAUCGGCAAUUUGCGCAAAUCAGGCCGAUCACGGAUAGGAUCGCGUAAAGAAAUGGGGAACAUUGAAGAAGAAGAAUAA